AUGAGUCAAGCACCAAGUACCAAUGUUGAUCAAUCAACUCUCCGAGAGGAAAUACAAUUUGGCUUUGAUAAUUUGAUCGGUUCUGUUCAAUGUAAAUUACAAAAAGAUACAAAUACACUCUCCGUGCAAUUAAAGGAAGCUGCUACCGGAAGAAUUUGGAAAUUAAAUAUUACACCAGAAGUUGCAAACGAAAUUAGUAAACAAGGAACAAAAUUAAGCGUAGAUGCUAUUUAUCAAAUGAUUACCAAUGCUUUCAAAGGAGAGGAAAAGACCCUUUCUAUUGAAUUAUUUUUCACUCCACAAGCUUAUCCUUUGAGCACUCCUGUUGCCGAGAUGAAGGAUGUCACUUCUGCUUUGAGCGAAGUAUUAAGUGAAAAAUGCUCUCUUGUUGUUGAUAUUUCGUUGAAGGCUGUUUUCUUGACUGUUAAAGUUGCUUUUAUUCUUGAUGAAUCAGAUAGAAAUGAAAAGGUCAUGAUUGAGGAAUUACUUCGUAAAAACUUCUAUUUUGGACAAGUUAUCCAAAAACUUGAACUCAAGAACACAUUGUUAGAACACAAAUACUUGUUACAAAGCAAUCAAAUCACAGAAUUGGAAAAUAGAAUUACUGAACUUACCCAACUUAUUAUUCAAACAUUGCAAUUGCAAAAAUUGAGAAAUUUAGAAGCUCUUGUUGCUGAACAACCAAACAUGAUUGAAGAAGAAUCUAGAUCAGAAGAGCCUAUGGAUCAAAUAGAUCAAUUUUGUGAAGCUUGCAACCCUAACUGUCUAAUUUCACAAGAUAAGAAACAUUUGGAAGCAAAAGAGACAGCUUGGGGUACUACCUGCAGAUUGAGUAAUUAUGUUUCCAUACAUAAUAAUUAUAUUGAAUUCAAAAUAGAGAAAAUGACUGAGGAAUGUGUCAUGUUCUUUGGUGUUAUUACUGAAGAAUAUGAUAGUAUUAUUGCUACUGACAAUAAUGUAAUAGGAUCUAGCCAAUAUGUUGAUUCAUUUGCUCUAUCAUUGACUGAUAAGAAAUUGUACACAGGAGGCAGAUCUGUUGAAGAAUUAGUUGCAGUUGAUUGGGAAGUUGGAGAUAAGGUAGGCAUGUUGGUUGACUUUAAACAUGCAUCUCUCAAUUACUUUAAGAAUGGCAAGUUAAUCGCCCAAGCAUUCAAGGGAUUAAUUGAUGAAAAUAAGAGAUGGUACUUUGGUGUGAGUUUGUGUAAACAAGGUGAUGCCAUUUCAAUUGCUCCAAAGGAUGAUUAA
Messenger RNA from Naegleria gruberi, 1245 nucleotides. RefSeq lists its product as uncharacterized. The record is from RefSeq and is a predicted model, not a curated record. Gene Ontology annotation, molecular function: protein binding. The transcript has a single exon. NCBI's taxonomy places the organism in Eukaryota, Heterolobosea, Eutetramitea, Acrasida, Naegleriidae. The coding region runs from base 1 to 1245 and encodes 414 amino acids.